This is a messenger RNA of Hippocampus zosterae (dwarf seahorse), 2293 nucleotides long. Its product is annotated as tumor necrosis factor alpha-induced protein 2-like. Gene Ontology annotation, biological process: exocyst localization; exocytosis. The coding region runs from base 65 to 2119 and encodes 684 amino acids. The record is from RefSeq and is a predicted model, not a curated record. Gene Ontology annotation, cellular component: exocyst. NCBI's taxonomy places the organism in Eukaryota, Metazoa, Chordata, Actinopteri, Syngnathiformes, Syngnathidae. The transcript has 14 exons. Gene Ontology annotation, molecular function: SNARE binding.
GAGGCAGUUGCUUCAAAACUGAGCGUGUGAAAGCGAGUGUGCGUGUUUUGCGAGAGGAGCGGCUAUGAGAUCGGACUCGCCGCAGAAACAUGACGGCUUCAAGUGGUCAACGUUGGUACCCUGGUCCAAUCCCAUCCGGAAGGCGGCGGCCGCCGAGACGAAGCCCCCCGGGAAUGCAGCGGGAGGACCCAAGCUGAAGCUGAAGUUCCCCAAGGUGCGGGGCCUCAAAACACCUCAAGUCAGGCGUAACAGCACCUGCGCCACAGACAAACAGACGGAGCCCCAAGAUAUCCCUGACUUCAUAGGUGCGUUCGGUCAAAAACACACUUUUUGCUAUUACGACGUCUUCCUUCAGAGACUUCAUUUGAAACCGUUUUCAGCACCGCCGCCGCCACCGCCGCUGACCUUUGAGCAGCAUCUUUCGGCGCUGCACCUGAGCGAGGCGGGCCGGCUGCUGCUGGCCCGAGAGGAGCGUCUUUUCGUGGGCAGCUUCGACGACAAGCCACCCCCCCUCGAGGUGCCGGCAGGGGACGUGAACGCCCUGGCGGCUGACCGGCAAGCUUUGGAGGAGGCGGUGCUGCAGACGCUCAGGGUCUCCCUGGACCAAGUGGACGCCGACGCUCUCAAGUCAGCCGUGAUGUUUAUGCAGCAGGAGGACGAGUGCGACAAAGCAUGGGAGCGAUAUGGAGGCAUGGCGCCGCCCUGGAGGCUCAGGGGCUGGAGGCAGCUUCACGACGAGACGCUGCGCAGUCUGGUAGAGGAGCGCAUGGACGCCCCGCCCACGCCCUCCACGGGGCAGUCGUCCAUCCAGGCCGACGUGCACGGCAUGGGCCGGCGGCUGAGGCGGGACCUUCUGCUGGUGGCGGAGCGCGUCAAGCCGUGCUACCCGAGCCACCUCGCCAUUUGCCAACUGUACGCCACCUGGUACCACCAGUGCAUCAGUGCCAGGCUCAGGAGGCUGGCCGACUUCGGGCUGGACGACCGGGACUGCACCUUCCUGCUGCGCUGGGUCAACGACUACUACCCGCAGUUGCUUCAGGAACCUCAGCUGGCCGCCGACAUCGACGCCAAAGUCCUUCAAGAUCUUCUACCUGAAAAUCUCCUCUCACCUCUGCAGGAACAAUACCUCAGCCAUCAGCAGCGAGAGCUGACCACGUACGUCGGACGCGUCCUAGACCAGGCCCACGAGACCUGGACCAAAGGCGAGGAGCCGCCCGAGGAAGACGGAUGCUUCGUCAGUCCGACGGCCUAUGACAUCAUUCAGAUGGUCAACGGCAUCGUGAAUGCGGCGGCGAAGGUGGUGGGCGACCCGCGCAAGGCUCAGAAUUUGACUCGUCAGCUGCCAGACUUGCUGCACAGGUUCAGGACGUUCCAGGCCGAAGUCAUCAAGCGCAACAAGGCCAACAGCGCCGCCUUCGUCAAAGCCAACCUCGGCUGUGUGGCGCAGUUCAGGCACUUCCUGAGCACGCAGAGCCGCCUGUUCCCGGAGGAGGUGCGCCAAGGCUGCCUGAGCAUUCUGAGCGACAUGAAGCAAAGCGCACACGACUACCUGCUGACUCCCGUGCACAGGAACCUCAAGUCGCGCUACCGGAAGCUUUUCAGCCAAGAGUGGUUGAAAAAGUCGACGCUGGAGCUUCUGCUAUCUGGCCUGGAGGACGAAAUUCCUCAGCUUCGAGGUUCAACCGAGUCCUGUCACCGGGAGCUGCUCGGCCAGCUGCACCAGGAAGUGUCGGUGGAGUACGCUCGCAGGCUUCUCAAGGGGGAACUCAAGCUGAAGGACAAACGGCAGCAGCAACAGGCCGCCGACAACGUGGAGGACGACGCGCGCGCUCUGCGCGACUUCUUCGCCAGACACAGCUCUGAGGAGGCGUGGCUUCAGGAGGCUCUCAGCAUGAUGGCCGAAGUCCUGAAGCUCCAGGAUCUCCCUGCCAUCCAGUUCCAGGUGGCCUCGCUGGGAAGCUCUUUCCCCGACUUCAGCGAGAAGCAUGUGAUGUCUUUGCUCAAACUGAAGUGCAGCCUCACCAAGGAGGAUAAGAUGAACGUACAGGCCGUCCUGGCGGAAAUUCCCAAGGACUGCGGACGAUCGCGGCCUUUUUUCUCAUUUGUCCUGGUCAAAUAGCGAUGGUGCCAAAUAGUGAUCCGCCACGCUCCAAGCGCAAUGUGGUACCCGUUAUUCUAUGUGUGUAUGUGUGUGUGUGUGUUUUAUGAAUUGUUGAGCAUUCGGGCCAUCUUAUUUUUGUAUAGGUUGAACAUGUACAUUUUGUUUAAUAAAGGAAAUGGCCAGAGUUUUGCA